This is a messenger RNA of Vigna angularis (adzuki bean), 4812 nucleotides long. RefSeq lists its product as uncharacterized. The transcript is spliced from 5 exons. Gene Ontology annotation, biological process: DNA integration. NCBI's taxonomy places the organism in Eukaryota, Viridiplantae, Streptophyta, Magnoliopsida, Fabales, Fabaceae. The coding region runs from base 1 to 4812 and encodes 1603 amino acids. Gene Ontology annotation, molecular function: nucleic acid binding; RNA-DNA hybrid ribonuclease activity. The record is from RefSeq and is a predicted model, not a curated record.
AUGGAAUUCAAGGUUUUUCUACAAGACUUACUUGAUAGAAAUCUGAUGCAAGUGUGCCGCAAGGUCAGAGAGGAAGAAGUAUUUGCGCAAAUUGGUGGAGAAUCUGAUGUGACUCUACCUGAACCUUUGGUGAUCCAUUUUACUAGGACCACACCUGCACUGGUAACCGAAGGAAAUCCAUCUGUUGUCAUCCGAGUGCCAACUCCUUUCCCUUAUAAGAACGAGAAAGUCGUCCCAUGGAGAUAUGGGGCAACUACAUUAGAUGAGGGAGAAUAUGCGAAUCCGACUGUAGAAAACAUAUCAGGCAUUGGUGGAAUGACCAGAAGUGGUCGAAUAUUUACAUCACCAGAAUUGGCGAGAGAAAGAACCAAUGAUAGGGAAGCAACAAUGGCUGCAAAAGCAAAGGAGUUCUUGAGGGGGAAGAACGUGGAGGCCGAUGAGAGCCCCGACAAAGAGGAGAAGAGGGAAAUAUCUGAAGAAGAAGUUGGUGAAUUCCUAAAUUUCAUACAACAGAGUGAGUACAAAGUGGUGGAACAGUUGAACCGCAUGCCUGCCCGGAUCUCCUUGCUAGAAUUACUCAUGCACUCUGCUUCCCACCGAAAGUUGUUGAUGAAGAUACUCAGUGAGGCUCAUGUGGAGCAAGGUAUUUCUCUGAACAAGUUCGAGGGCAUUGUUGGCAACAUCGUUGCUAAUAAUUACCUCACCUUCACUGAUGAAGAGAUACCUGUUGAGGGGAGAGGUCAUAACAAAGCUCUUCAUGUCUCUGUGAAAUGCCUGGAUCAUGUGAUAGCACGUGUCUUAGUGGAUAAUGGAUCCUCCCUAAAUGUCAUGCCAAAAGCAACCUUGGAGAAGCUACCCAGUGACGGAACGCAUAUGAAGCCAAGUUCUAUGAUUGUGAGAGCCUUUGAUGGUAGUAAGAGGGAAGUGAUGGGAGAGGUAGAACUACCAGUCCAAGUCGGUCCGUGUGUCUUUCAAGUUACAUUCCAAGUCAUGGACAUCCUCCCGGCCUAUAGUUGUUUGUUGGGUCGCCCAUGGAUCCAUUCUACAGGGGUUGUGCCUUCUACACUACAUCAAAAGUUGAAGUAUGUUAUGGGAGACAAGCUAGUGAUAGUGGCAGGAGAGGAGGAUUUCUUGGUGAGCGGACCAUCAUCCUCCCGUUAUAUUGAAGCAGCCGAGGAAGCUCUCGAGACAGCUUUCCAAUCUCUGGAGAUUGUGGGAAACACCUAUGUGGAGCCAUUCGCGGGGCGAGCAUUCCCUCUGGAGGUCGUCGAGAACAAGAAUAGGUAUGGCCUGGGAUACAAGCCCACCAAGGAGGAUAGGAGAAGACUGAUAAAAGAAAGAAGAGAACGCAGUCUGGCUCGGGUGGAAAGACGGGAGCCCAAAGUGGGAAGAAUUCGUAUCUGUGACUUCAAGGAGAGCUUUCGCAGCGCUGGUUGGGUUAACGCUGGCCACAUAGCAACUGUGGGAGAUGAAGAUGGAUCGGAAGGCUCUAGUUUCGUGUGGGCCUGCUCUCCGGAUGCACAACUCGACAAUUGGAAGAUGCUGGAUUUGCCCGUGAUGCUUAAUUUGAAUGAGAUAUAUGACAAUGAAUGUUUUGAAAGUAAUUAUGUCGAUAUUCCUGAUUUUGGGCGCCCUGUCAAUAAUACGGAAGAUGAUUGUGAUGAUGACCCGGAACCCCCUCCUGAACUAUUAAGACUAGUGGAACAAGAGUAUAAGGAGAUAAAACCUCACCAGGAAGAUGUUGAAGUACUCAAUUUAGGGAAUGAGGAUGAGGUAAAGGAGGUGAAGAUCGGUACAGCCAUGGAAGCGGAAGUGAAAGAAAAAUUGCGUGUCUUAUUGAGGGAGUUCAGGGAUGUAUAUUGUGCAACACAAGCUCCCACUCAAGCCGGAAUGCCCACCGGUAAAGCAAAAGCUAAGAAGAAUGAACCAGAAAUGUCCUCGAAGAUCAAGGAGGAGGUACAGAAGCAAUUCGAUGCAGGGUUUCUAGUUGUGGCGAGAUACCCAGAAUGGGUAGCAAACAUUGUACCGGUGCCUAAGAAGGAUGGUAAAGUUCGGAUGUGUGUCGAUUAUCGAGAUUUGAAUCGCGCAAGCCCAAAGGAUAAUUUCCCAUUACCACACAUCGACACCUUAGUUGAUAAUACAGCCAAGUAUUCACUGUUUUCGUUCAUGGAUGGUUUUUCGGGGUAUAACCAGAUCAAGAUGGCCCCAGAAGAUAUGGAAAAGACAACUUUUAUUACAUUGUGGGGCACAUUUUGUUAUAAGGUGAUGUCUUUUGGACUCAAGAAUGCUGGGGCAACAUAUCAAAGGGCGAUGGUGGCACUUUUCCAUGAUAUGAUGCACAAGGAGAUUGAAGUUUAUGUGGACGACAUGAUCGUGAAGUCCGAAUCAGAAGAAGAACACGUCCUCAACUUGAGAAAAUUAUUCGAGAGAUUGAGGAAGUAUAAGCUUAGGCUGAAUCCCGCCAAGUGUACAUUUGGAGUGAAAUCCGGGAAAUUGUUGGGCUUUAUUGUCAGCCAGAGAGGGAUAGAGGUGGAUCCAGACAAAGUGCGAGCGAUAAUGGAAAUGCCUGCGCCUAAAACAGAAAAAGAAGUUCGAGGGUUUUUGGGUAGAUUGAAUUACAUUGCUAGAUUCAUCUCCCAAUUAACUGCUACUUGUGAACCAUUGUUCAAGUUGUUACGAAAGAAUCAGGCUGUGGUGUGGAAUGAGGAUUGUCAGGCCGCUUUUGAGAGAGUCAAACAAUACUUACAGGACCCUCCUGUAUUACGUCCACCAGAACCAGGAAGGCCACUCAUUUUGUAUUUGACUGUAUUGGACAAGUCCAUGGGUUGUGUAUUGGGUCAGCAUGAUGAGGAUGGCAAAAGAGAGCACGCUAUAUAUUACUUGAGCAAGAAGUUCACAAACUACGAACAACGAUAUUCAUCGUUAGAGCGGACUUGCUGCGCAUUGGCAUGGGCCGCUCAUCGUUUAAUGCAAUACAUGUUGAGUCAGUCCACAUGGUUGAUAUCCAAGAUGGAUCCUAUCAAGUAUAUUUUUGAAAAGCCUACUCUUACUAGAAGGAUAGCUCGAUGGCAGAUGCUAUUGUCAGAAUACGACAUCGUAUAUGUCACUCAGAAAUCCGUCAAGGGUAGCGCAUUAGCAGAGUACCUGGCUCAUCAACCCCUUUGCGAUUAUCAACCAAUGCAAUCUGAAUUUCCCGAUGAGGAUAUCAUGGCUUUAUUCGAAGAGAACAAAGAAGACCGAAACGAAAAAGCAUGGACAGUGUUAUUCGACGGAGCCUCGAAUGUGAUGGGACAUGGAAUAGGGGCAGUGGUUAUCUCCCCAGAGCGUCAGUAUAUACCAAUGACGGCAAGGUUGUGUUUUAGCUGCACAAAUAACAUCGCUGAGUAUGAAGCCUGUGCCAUGGGUAUUCGAGUAGCAAUUGAGUCUAAGGCAAAAAUUCUGGAUGUGUAUGGAGAUUCAGCUUUGGUCAUCCAUCAAUUGAAAGGAGAAUGGGAAACUAGGGAUACAAAAUUAAUUCCCUACCAAGCUUACAUCAGGAGAUUAAUGGAGUAUUUCGAUUCCAUCACAUUUAACCAUAUACCGCGAGAAGAUAAUCAAUUAGCAGACUCACUGGCUACCUUGUCGUCAAUGUUUGAGGUUGAUCAAGAUGCAGAAUUACCAAGAAUCAAAAUGAAAAGCCAUGCAGAGCCAGUAUAUUGCCACUUCAUCGAGGAGGAGUUAGACGGUAAACCUUGGUACUUUGAUAUCAAGCGUUAUCUUAAAACCCGAGAAUACCCGGAGGAUGCGUCUGAAAACGAUAAAAGAGCACUGAGAAGGUUGGCCGGCAGUUUCAUCUUAAGUGGGGAUGUUUUAUACAAGAGAAGUGCACGAAGGUGUGAGAAAUGUCAGAUAUAUGCAGAUAAUAUCAAUGUGCCACCCAAUGCUCUGAACGUGUUGUCUGCACCAUGGCCAUUUUCGAUGUGGGGAAUAGAUGUCAUCGGAGCUAUAGAACCAAAAGCGUCGAAUGGACAUCGCUUCAUACUAGUCGCGAUCGACUAUUUCACCAAAUGGGUUGAGGCUGCUUCGUAUGCCAACGUGACUAGAAAGGUUGUGGUUAGAUUCAUAAGGAAGGAGUUGAUCUGUAGGUAUGGGCUACCUAGCAAGAUCAUCACUGAUAACGCUACCAACCUGAACAAUCAGAUGAUGGCAGAGUUAUGUGAGGAAUUCAAAAUUCACCACCAUAAUUCCUCUCCUUAUCGUCCAAAGUUGAAUGGGGCAGUAGAGGCUGCUAACAAGAACAUCAAGAAGAUUGUGCAGAAGAUGGUGGUCACCUACAAGGAUUGGCACGAAAUGCUUCCUUUCGCUUUGCACGGAUACCGCACAUCAGUACGAACAUCAACUGGGGCCACGCCAUUCUCGCUAGUGUAUGGGAUGGAAGCGGUACUUCCAGUUGAGGUCAAAAUUCCCUCCUUACGCGUGUUAAUGGAAACUAAGUUAGAGGAAGCUGAGUGGGUUCAAACCCGAUUCGACCAACUCAACCUUAUCAAAGAAAAAAGGGUAAUAGCACUGUGUCAUGGACAACUGUAUCAAAGGAGAAUGAAAAAGGCGUUUGACAAGAGGGUGCACCCAAGAGAGUUUCAUGAAGGCGAACUGGUGUUGAAGAGGAUUUUGCCCGUCCAAAAAGAUCAUAGAGGCAAGUGGACCCCAAACUAUGAAGGGCCGUUUGUGGUGAAGAAAGCAUUCUCUGGUGGGGCACUAAUUCUCACAAGGAUGGAUGGGGAGGAAUUACCGUUACCGGUUAAUUCUGAUGUGGUCAAAAAGUUUUAUGUAUGA